CUGCUGCUGCCGCGGCGGACAGACUUGCAGGAGGCGGCGGUGGCGGCAGAGGCCGAGGGAAGAUGGCGGACGGUGUGGACCACAUAGACAUUUACGCGGAUGUGGGCGAAGAGUUCAACCAGGAAGCUGAAUAUGGUGGGCAUGAUCAGAUAGAUUUGUAUGAUGAUGUCAUCUCUCCAUCUGCAAAUAAUGGAGAUGCCCCUGAAGACCGCGAUUAUAUGGAUACUCUCCCACCAACUGUUGGAGAUGAUGUGGGUAAAGGGGCAGCACCAAAUGUUGUUUAUACCUAUACUGGAAAGAGAAUUGCAUUAUAUAUUGGAAAUCUGACAUGGUGGACAACAGAUGAAGACUUAACUGAAGCAGUUCAUUCUUUGGGAGUGAAUGAUAUUUUGGAGAUAAAAUUUUUUGAAAAUCGGGCAAAUGGCCAGUCCAAGGGGUUUGCCCUUGUUGGUGUUGGAUCCGAAGCAUCUUCAAAAAAGUUAAUGGAUCUGUUACCUAAAAGAGAGCUGCAUGGUCAGAAUCCUGUUGUAACUCCAUGCAAUAAACAGUUCCUGAGUCAAUUUGAAAUGCAGUCCAGGAAAACUACACAGUCAGGACAAAUGUCUGGGGAAGGUAAAGCUGGUCCUCCAGGAGGCAGUUCACGUGCAGCAUUUCCACAAGGUGGUAGAGGACGGGGCCGUUUUCCAGGGGCUGUUCCCGGUGGGGACAGGUUUCCUGGGCCAGCAGGACCAGGAGGGCCACCCCCACCUUUUCCAGGAAAUUUGAUCAAGCAUCUUGUUAAAGGAACUCGGCCUUUGUUCCUGGAAACUAGGAUUCCAUGGCAUAUGGGGCACAGCAUAGAGGAAAUACCCAUUUUUGGCCUAAAAGCUGGACAGACUCCACCACGUCCCCCUUUAGGUCCUCCAGGCCCACCUGGUCCACCAGGUCCUCCACCUCCUGGCCAGGUUCUGCCUCCUCCACUAGCUGGGCCUCCUAAUCGAGGAGAUCGCCCUCCACCACCAGUUCUUUUUCCUGGACAACCUUUUGGGCAGCCUCCACUGGGUCCGCUUCCACCUGGUCCUCCACCUCCAGUUCCGGGCUACGGGCCCCCUCCUGGGCCACCACCUCCACAACAGGGACCACCUCCACCUCCAGGCCCCUUUCCACCUCGUCCACCUGGCCCUCUUGGGCCACCCCUUACACUUGCUCCUCCUCCUCAUCUUCCUGGACCACCUCCAGGUGCCCCGCCUCCAGCUCCACAUGUGAACCCGGCUUUCUUUCCUCCACCAACUAAUAGCGGCAUGCCUACAUCAGAUAGCCGGGGUCCACCACCAGCAGAUCCAUAUGGCCGACCUCCACCAUAUGAUAGGGGUGACUAUGGGCCUCCUGGAAGGGAAAUGGAUACUGCAAGAACGCCAUUGAGUGAAGCUGAGUUUGAAGAAAUCAUGAAUAGAAAUAGGGCAAUUUCAAGCAGUGCCAUUUCAAGAGCUGUUUCUGAUGCUAGUGCUGGUGAUUAUGGGAGUGCUAUUGAGACAUUGGUAACUGCAAUUUCCUUAAUUAAACAAUCCAAAGUGUCUGCUGAUGAUCGUUGCAAAGUCCUUAUUAGCUCUUUGCAAGAUUGCCUUCAUGGAAUUGAGUCUAAGUCUUAUGGUUCUGGAUCAAGAAGACGUGAACGAUCAAGAGAGAGGGACCAUAGUAGAUCACGGGAAAAGAGUCGGCGUCAUAAAUCCCGUAGUAGAGACCGUCAUGACGAUUAUUAUAGAGAGAGAAGCAGAGAACGAGAGAGGCACCGAGAUCGUGAUCGAGACCGUGACCGAGAGCGCGACCGCGAGCGCGAGUAUCGCCAUCGUUAGAGAAGCUGAAGGAAGAGGAACACCUUGCAAGACAAAACAGUCUUCAUGGGGGAAAAAUGACGCUUGUCCAGCAGAUUGCUUCUUGUGAUUGAACUGAACCUGUAAGGAUUCAUGGAUAUAAUGAACAGGAAUAGAUCUGAAUAAAGCAAAUCUGCAUAAAUGGUAACCAGUAGCUCUACUUUUACUUUUUAUGUUGCUUAACUGUUUUAUUUGAAGGAAACCUGUGUGAUUUAAAAAGUUAUAGCUUUUGCAACUUUAUUACUGGUUAUAUACAUUUGGCUAUUAUAAUGUGCAAGCAAUUGGAAAAAAGUCAAGUAAAUGCUUGUUUUUAUAGUAGUUUGUUCUUGUUAAAAAUGUUCAUAUGAUGAUGUCUGUAAACAGCACCACUUUGAUUACAAUAGAUGUAGUGUUGUAAUAAACUGUUUAAUGGGGCUGAUGUGUAAAGCUGUUCAAGUUAUUUGAUGUUUACACCUCAGGGAAAGUCUUGUGUUCAGCAAUAUCUAAAGAUAAUGUUAUUAUGACAACAUUUAUACUGUCCUUUAAAAAAGCAUUGCAAUAGCGUUUUUGGAUAUGCAUCAAUCUAAUCUUGCGUUCAGUGAAUUAAACAUAAUAAUUAAGUGUCUCUUGCCCUUGAUUUUGAUAUUAGAAUAGGGGAUGACAUGGAUAUUUAAUAUUUCUAUAUUCUGCUUUUCUAGCUGUUUUUACCUACUAGUUAGCUUGUGACUUUGCUGAAUGGUAUGUAAUCUUGUAAAAUCUGAAAUUUGACAGAUACAUAGCAAUCUAGGCAAUGUGUAGGGGUGAAAAAAUUUGUGUGGUUUUACCAUUUUAGUAAAAAUUCAUGUUAUUUGCUACAGUAAUGCAGCUUAAUUACUAAACAGAUGUAUUGAAACCCUUUUUGUGAACUGCCAGCAUUGAAGAGAUGUUUUGAAAAUUUAUGAUCGAGGCUGCAGUUAUUUGCUGUUUUAUAGUGAUGGUGCUUAAUGGUUUAUUUUUGAAGCUGUGGGCAAUGUAAAUACAACCAUGCAGCAGAUAAAUACGAGUGAAGAGACCUGGGUUUAGUUUUCGAGUUGCUAUAGAUUUCUGAAGGGUGUUAUGUUUAACAUUGGAUUAUAUUCUCCUGUAUCUGAAAUGGAAGAUUAUAGGUGCACUCCACAGUUUGAGGAAUUGUGUAUAUAUUCAUGCAAUCGACUGAUUCAUGCUAGAGUUACUUAGUAAUCAAGGAUUUUUUUUUCUAACCUGCCUUACGUAAAGGCCUACAUUAAAAGCACCUGGUUAGCAUGUGUUCAUAAUUACAAAAUCAGCAUUGGCAGAAUGUCGUCUUAGGUAGACAUUUUUAUAGGAAGGUCAUUCUGAAUCAUUACUUCAGGAAUUUGUUGACUUAAAUUCUUAAGCAAGUCAUUUUUUAAAAAAAAAAUAUGUUUUAGUAUCUGAUUAUCUUUGAGAGAGAGAUCUUCUGAUAAUACACAUUGAUUUUUAAAAUUAGAACAGUGCUCAAAGUAUUUAAGUACCCUAGGUAUUAUGUAAUGUGCAACUAUAGAGGCCCUCUAGAGAUUUGCACUGCAGUUCUUCAGUUUCAUCUUGUCCAUUAUCAUAUACUUCUCACAGAAUUACCUGUUUCAAAUUAUCCAUAUUAUUGCCAGUUUUAUUUUUAAGACAUUUUGUAAUAGGAGUAUUUGUGCAUGGGAUCAUUGGUGUUUAUCAGAACUAUUUGCUGUCAGAAAUGAUUCUUUUGCGUAUUUUAGCUUCUUGAAAAUGCAGUUGCCUUUUAAAAAUUGAGAGUUGUAUCAGUUUUCUUAUUUUGUGUAUAGGUGUUAGUUUUUGUAAUUUCUUGGCUUUCUUAUAUUUUAAUUUAAAUGCCCUAGUGGGAAGAAAUAUGGACAUAAAUAUAUUACAAAGAAAAUUUAGUUACUAUUAAGAGGUUAACAGGUAAGUAAAAUUUCGAUAAGAAUAAAAUUUUCUGUGAACAAUUUUAGGUUGGAAUCACAAAACUAACUGCACUUGAAAUGAAAACUGGAAUUUUUGUAGUAAUUAAGUCCUUCAUUUACCUCUUCAUUUUCAUUAGUGGGACCCUUUAAUUGCUCAUUCUAUACCAUUUUUUUCCCUAUGUUGUUGAUCUCAUUACGUAACUUUUGUUGCAGACGGUGUGAGUGUACUAGAAUUGUUUGUUGCUAGUCCAUUAUUUUAAGUUGUCAGAUAGAAAUAACAUGUUUAACCACAUAAUUUUGCAAAAUCCUUCUCUACCUGAUAACAUAUGAAUGUAUAACAGGAAAGGUAAAAAUUGUAAACUUUGUUUUACUCUUCAUUCCCUUUCUGUUGUUUUCUUUGGGCUCGUGGUGUUUGAAAACUCUACUUUUUUUAAAUGUGUAAAAACAAUCCAAAGAGAUAAAUCCUUGCAUAGACAUCAAAAAAGAAAAAAAAAAAAAAUGUGUGUGUAUUCCUGAGACCUUUUCAUUUUUCUUAGUUAACAAAAAUAAUCGUAACGGAUAUGAAAACAAACAAGCUUAAUUUUAAACCAUAGUACUUAUUAGUGCUAUACAGUCAACAUUCCUAUCAGCCAGUAAAAUUAUGAAUGAGUGAUAUAGCUCCUGAAUGGUAUUAUUGCUCCUGAAGCAAUAUUUUGAAUUGAAUGUGCUGGUUUUUGGUUCAAGGAGGUAUGUUGUGGGAAGGUUAUUCCAAUGUAAAUUUGGAGUGUUUAUUUUACUUUGUUAACUUUCAUAAGCAAGAUUUGUAGUAAAUUGCAAUGGCUAUUGAUCAUAGGUCCCCGUUCAGUGGCCCCUUUACUGUUCUUAAGCAGUUAACUGCAAUUUGGAGAUUUACGAAAAAUUUAUGGAUUGUUGCUUAAGGUAUUUUCAUUUAAUUCUCCUGUGGAGAAUAUAGCUUUAUUUCUCAUAGUUUAAGGUCAGUUCUUAAACAUGGAGGUUUUAAUGAAUGUUGUAUAAUAUUUUUUGUAGUGAAAGGGAAAACUAUUGAAAGGGCAAAGACUUUCUCUUUCCCUUAUGUAUUUAAAUGUACCAGUAGCCUAAAAUAGUUACUGUUUUAUACAAUGAGAUACUACUAUUAGACUUUUCCAUUGGAGGGCUCUCAACAUUUUGGUUGAAUGAUCAUUGAAUUUUCUGUAUCUUAUAAAAUGGCUUCAAUUUUGUGUUUAAGCUUCAGCUUAUCUUAAGACGUUUAUGUUCUUACUGUUUACUGGGAAUACAAAUAUUGAGAUUCUUACUGUUUUACAGGUAAUGGCUUUUUACAUUUUAUUCAUUACGUUCAUUUGCCAUCCCACAACCCUCUGUAAAUGUUUCCCUCAGUUGUAUGUACUUAAAUGCACGUCCAUCUAUUGUACAUAUUAGACAUUUUUUGUGCUAAAAUAUAUCAAGUGGGAUUUUCAUAGCAAAACAUUCUUUUCUGUUCUUACAGUGUGUAGUUUUUUUGUUUUGUUUUGUUUUUUUUGUUUUUAAGCAUUAACCUACAAUUCAAACACUGGUAUAUUUAUUUUUUAGCAACUUGACUCUUAGAAGCCUUAGACUAACUUUCUUAAAAGUAUUCAACCAAAAAUUAUGAAUUUAAGAUGUGGCCUUAUGUUUUGUGACAUUCCUUAUGUUUGUAAUGUGAGAUUUUUGAUGGAGAGAAAUUAAAUAUUCAGGAUUAAAGUUUGAUUGUAAAUUGAAAUAGGAAAUGUGUGUUAAAAUGUCUAGGCUUCUGGGAGGAAGUUCUUAUAAUCUUCUUUCUUGGCAUUAGAAAGAAGCAAUAUGAAUUUUUGUGAAUAUUCAAAAUAUUCAGGCAAUUGUAUCCUGUUCAGAUUGAUUUAGGUUUGUCUUAACCAGUGUUUCUUAUUUAAAAUUUCAGGUGAUUGACUUUCACUGUCUUGAGUAUGCAGCUACUAUAGUUUUUGUAUGGACCAUGUAAACACUUGGUUAGAUACAGACAGAUUUUAAUGCUUUAAAGAUUUCCUGCGAUACUAGUUGACAUACUGUAAUGGCAGUCUUUUAAAAUAUAAAGUAGAACUUAACUGAAAUCACACAAAUCUUGAAAUGCUAACUGCAGAUAGUAAGUACUACCAGGAGUUUUUCAUGUGGGAGUAAUGUACAACUCCACCAUGGGCUUUAUAAGUUUUUCGUUAGGUUCAUAAUUGCAUAGACCCUGAAGUUUAGAGAAAACAUUUCAUUUUGAAAGUGUAUUCUUUUUGCCACACUGUUAACUGCAUAACAUUUUCCAGCAUUCUGUAAGUUGAAUUGUUUUUAAAUACAAUGGUGAAUUCAUGUUUAUUUUUUUACUUUGAAAACUGUAGUACUCAGGUGGUAUUUAAUGGGAAAGGAUCCUUUGGAGAAAAUCAUAAUGUAUUCUAAGGAAUGCAUCUGUAGUGUGGAUGACUCGAGCCUUGAAAAAAGGUCUGUUAUUAUUCCUUCUUCCUCUUCAUCCUGUGAUAUAUUAGAAAAGUAGUUUACAGCCCUGUACAGCCUUACCAAGUUGUUGUACAAUUUUUAAUGGAAAGCCCUUAACAAAAAAUUGUGUCAUACUACCAGUAUCCAUGAAUUACUGAAUUACAGUUUGUAAAUAAUUUGUCUAAUAACAGAAGGCCAAAGAAAGUUAACAAUUUUAGCUGUUGACUCUAUGGUGACUUCACAAUAAGAUUUCUGUGCAAAGGUAAGGUGAUAUUUGAUCAAAUAGACAUCUUUUUGUUGUCCAUGAGAACAAGACUUCCAUAUUAGUGUCUAUUAAAAAGCUCAUUUCAUUUUUAUUAAAUUGUUUGUAAUUGCAAUUUUGUGUUUAAUGUUUACUUUCUGUCUUUUCUUUCUUUAGCAUUUAGGUGACUGUUCAGCAGUUUGCUAUACGGCCAUUGUUGGUCUUAAACUGCACUAAUAACAAGCAUGGUAUUUAUCUUGUAUUGAAAAUAAAAGUUUUGAUAAUA
Molecule: messenger RNA, 6732 nt
Organism: Choloepus didactylus (southern two-toed sloth)
Lineage: Eukaryota; Metazoa; Chordata; Mammalia; Pilosa; Megalonychidae
Gene: CPSF6
Product: cleavage and polyadenylation specific factor 6
Exons: 11
Coding region: 63-1832 (589 amino acids)
Biological process (GO): mRNA alternative polyadenylation
Cellular component (GO): mRNA cleavage and polyadenylation specificity factor complex
Molecular function (GO): mRNA binding
Source: RefSeq, a predicted model, not a curated record